UGAUAAUUCAUUCAAUGACAGUUCAAAUCAAUUGACAAUGGGCUUACAUCACACAGUCGGAGGUUAACCUACAUUCAGUAUCACUCAUCAAUUGUUUAGAUUUUGAAAUUAAUUAAAAUAAUUUUUGUGGAUUGGUUUUAAAAAUGUACCAAACUUUUGCGAAAUUAACUCGACAAGGAAUUUGUAGACAGGCUACAUGUCUUCAACAUUUCACGCGAUCAUAUUGUUAUAAGCCAAUUGAACGCAAAAUAUUUACAGCAAAAGAACUGUCACCAAAUGGCGAGGACGAGAGAGAAUGGCGAAAAGUUACCUUCACAGAAAGAUAUUUGCUUUCCAGCAAUGAAACAAACGGAACAGAAUCGCUGCAAAUAGUGCAAACACUGCCAUCAGAUCCAAAAGACUUCACAAAAGAUAGUUUAAUUGAAACCUUUGACAGAUUGGGUGCAUACACCAUUGGCGAUGAUGCUUUAAUACACGGAAACUAUGACGUACUCAUCGAUGCCACAAAAUUGAUUCUUCCAAAAUUGAAUAGAACGCAGUGUGUACACAUUUUCAUGAACCUGUGUCGCGCAAAUGUUCCCAUGUUCGAUGAAUUGUGUGAAAUUGUCGUGUGUAAUUUGUCUGAACGUGUUGACAGUAGUAUAUCACAUAUCUAUUAUUUAAACGAAGAAAAUUAUGAAUCGUUUACGCUUGACGAAAUAAUCGCAAUUGAUGUGACAAUUCGUGAAUACUACUAUAAAAAAUUAAAAUUAAGUGUUUUAUUUGACACAUUACGUAAAUGGAUACGUAAAAUAUUCACUUUCAAAAUGGAACAUAAUGUGAAGAAUUUUAGUUUCACAGAACUGACUAAAGCUAUGCGAUACUUGAGCAGUAAUACAACGUUGGUCGAAUCUUUUGAUACGAAACCCUUAUUUCAACAAUUGCUUGCAGCGAAUGAUAAUGAAUUUCAAUUGGCCGAUGUUAAUUGUAUACUUGUCACAAUGUCCCGAUUUAAGAAAUUAGACGAAUAUGCGCGUCAAGUUGUAGACAAAAUGUUUAACAUUUGUUGCAAUAAAGCCACAAAAUUUAAUGACGCUUUUACGAUAUUGCAUAGUUUCUAUGAUCACAAGCCAACAUUUAUGGAUUUUCCACCGACUUUUGUUAGUACGAAAUUUAUAAAUUGCUGCAUGCAAUUGAUGCUACAAUCGGAUCAUUAUGAAGACAGUCUUCGUCUUUUGAAAUGCUUUAAUUAUUUGGGCAUUGUCAACGUCGAAUUAAUUGACUAUAUAUCGCACAUGUUCAACACGAAAAAGCACGAAAAUAUGUUUACGGAAAUUGAUUAUGUGUGUUUAGUUGAGACAUGCAACCGAGCCAAUUAUACGCCAUCGAAUUGGAAAUCGAAAAUUGUGCCAGCGAUUGAAAGGUCAUCAAUUAAUCCAAAGUUAACGGGUCCAUCUGAAUUUGCAGUAGCUUUAAAGAAAUUGGGAAUUAAUCACAAAGAAUACAGCAAAUAUUCCGAACUUUUUAAAGACAUCGAAAGAAAACACAGGUCAAGUGGAAAAUGCAUCCCUUCAAGUGAAAUUGCGUUGGAUUUGAGGAGUUUUAUUGGCGCCAACAAAAUACUGUAUGAUGUUACUGUAGCCGAUGACCUGACCGUUCAAAUUCUAAUGAAAGCCAAUACAAAAACUGGCGAUUUUCUAGAUAUGAAUAAAGGAACACCGAAAGAGAAUCUCUUUUGCAACGAAAAUGAAAUGAUACUUGCUGUGCUUGUUGGAGAAAUUGCGUCAAAAAGUAAAAUAAGCUUGUACGAACAGAAAAAGAUCCUCGAAGAAAAAGGAUAUGGUGCACUGGUAAUUGAGGAAAGUGUAUACAAGACCUUUGCGAAAAAAUAUAAACAGGCAUAUGUACUCUUUGAAUUGAUUGUCGGAAUAAUUAGUAAAAUGGAAAAUGGAAGAAGAAAGAAAUAGUAUUGAAAAAAAAAACAAGCUGAGAAUAUAAAUGAUAUGAUACAAUUAAUGAAUGGAAAUUUUUAAAUCAUCGCACAGCAUAAACAAAGUGGCAUAAACUAUUAAUUUUUGUUUAGAAAAUAAAAUUAAUAAACAAAGAAAUUUUA
This is a messenger RNA of Contarinia nasturtii (swede midge), 2092 nucleotides long. RefSeq lists its product as uncharacterized. The transcript has 4 exons. Bases 144 to 1946 code for a protein of 600 amino acids. The record is from RefSeq and is a predicted model, not a curated record. NCBI's taxonomy places the organism in Eukaryota, Metazoa, Arthropoda, Insecta, Diptera, Cecidomyiidae.